AUGACUGUCAGCAGACGUUCAAAGCAAUGGUGGAAGCAGGCCAUCAUCUACCAGAUCUACCCUGCAUCGUUCUGCGACUCCAACGGCGAUGGCAUGGGUGAUCUCCAGGGCAUCAUAUCCAAGCUAGACUACAUCGCAAGCCUCGGCGUUGAUGUCAUCUGGGUAUGUCCCAUGUACGACAGCCCGCAGGUCGACAUGGGCUAUGAUAUCUCCAAUUACGAAGAUGUCUAUGCUCCAUACGGCACUCUCCAGGAUAUGGAGGAGUUGAUCCGCAAAACACAUGAAAAGGGCAUGAAGAUUAUGCUUGAUCUUGUUAUCAACCAUACUUCUGACAAACACGCUUGGUUUGAAGAGUCAAGACUCAGCAAGGAUAGUCCCAAGCGUGACUGGUACAUUUGGAGACCUGCCAAGUACUCCCCAGAAGGCCAACGUCUUCCCCCAAAUAACUGGCGCUCCAAUUUCGGUGGCGGUAGUGUUUGGGAGUGGGACGAGACAACGGGGGAGUACUACCUACACCUCUUUGCAAAAGAGCAGCCCGAUCUCAAUUGGGAGAACCCAGAGACGCGUCGCGCCAUCUAUGCUUCGUCGAUGGAGUUUUGGCUCGACAGAGGCGUCGAUGGCUUCAGAGUCGACACGGUCAACAUGUACUCCAAGCUCCAAGACUUUCCCGACGCGCCCAUCACCGACCCGAAAGCGAAAUACCAACCUGCCGGUCUUCUCUACUGCAACGGACCUCGAAUGCACGAGUUUCUCGGCGAGAUGAACGAGAUUCUCGAGCGGUAUGGGGCCAUUACAGUUGGAGAACUGCCUCAUACACCGGAUCUGGAAAAGGUCCUGAGAUAUGUGAGCGCGAAAGAGAAGCAGCUCAACAUGGUGUUCCAGUUUGAUGUUGUGGAUAUCGGGUUUGGGAAGACGCAUAAGUACGAGACGGUACCGAAGAAUUAUACCCUUCCUCAGCUGAAAGAUGCUUUUGGGAGGACGCAGAGUCUGAUUCAGGGGACUGAUGCUUGGACGACUGUGUUUAUGGAGAACCAUGACCAAGCACGCUCUGUGUCACGCUUCACAAACGAUAGUCCAGAGUACCGAGUCGCAGGGGCUAAGCUACUGGCUUUGCUGCAGUCUUGUCUAAGCGGUACGCAGUAUGUCUACCAAGGACAAGAAAUUGGAUCCGUCAAUGCUCCCAAGGAGAGCUACCCAUUAGAGAACUACGUCGACAUCGAGAGUUACCAAUUCCUCGAUAUAGUCAAGGAGCGAUCAAACGAUGAACAAGAGAUCGACAAGGCCUUCAAUGCUCUUCAAUACCUCGCUCGAGACCACGCUCGCAUCCCUAUCUGCUGGAGUGACGCCAAGUACGGCGGUUUCUCCGAAGUAGACCAACCUAAAGAGCCCUGGAUGCAAGCCCAUCCUCUAUCGCGCGAGAUCAACGUCGCAUCUCAGCUUGACGAUCCAAACAGCGUGCUAUCAUUCUGGAAGAAAGCACUGCGUUUCCGAAAAGAGUUUUCUGACCUGACGGUGUAUGGAGAUUAUAAGCUUAUCCGGCGGGAGGACCCUGAUGUUUAUGCUUUUGUUAAGGAGUCUCAGGUUGAUGGUUCCAAGGUUGCUGUUGUUCUGAACUUUACUCCUGAGGAGAAGACGUUGAGUGCUCUGACAGGUGAAGAGCUUGGUCUUAGUGGACAGGAAGUCAAGUUGGUGCCUGUUAUGUCGACACAUUCUGGAAAAGAACAGGCUGGUGUCUUGUCGCCGUUUGAAGGAAGGGUUUACCUAGUCACUUAG
Molecule: messenger RNA, 1773 nt
Organism: Fusarium fujikuroi IMI 58289
Lineage: Eukaryota; Fungi; Ascomycota; Sordariomycetes; Hypocreales; Nectriaceae
Product: probable alpha-glucosidase (maltase)
Exons: 1
Coding region: 1-1773 (590 amino acids)
Biological process (GO): oligosaccharide catabolic process
Molecular function (GO): alpha-amylase activity
Source: RefSeq, a predicted model, not a curated record